This is a messenger RNA of Tigriopus californicus, 2047 nucleotides long. Its product is annotated as rRNA methyltransferase 3, mitochondrial-like. The transcript has 4 exons. Gene Ontology annotation, molecular function: RNA methyltransferase activity; RNA binding. Bases 153 to 1691 code for a protein of 512 amino acids. Lineage: Eukaryota; Metazoa; Arthropoda; Copepoda; Harpacticoida; Harpacticidae. The record is from RefSeq and is a predicted model, not a curated record. Gene Ontology annotation, biological process: RNA processing.
GUGCAUACAUGCUUUCAAACAAAAACAACACGGCGUGAAGGCCACUCGUUAGACGUGAUUGACCGGCCGUGGAUUGAUAAUCCCCGUCCUGCUGUGCGGGUUGUGUCAGUGUCCAGGCUACUAGAUCGUUUCCUCCCUAACGUGAUCCCGUCAUGAUUCGUUCCAUGCUUCGGCCGCUCACGUUUGGUCGGCUCAUUUUGGCAAGGAAUGACAGGAGUGUUCGGUGGCAUGGAUCCAAAGCUCGCCGAAUCGCACGACUUCCCAAACGUGCAGUGGAUGAUGACGGGCAGGAGAUCCAAAUUCGCUCCGAUCAACUCGAAGGCAAUGUCCAAGCCCGACAAGUAGCCGAACAAGCCCAGCGAAAUCUCCGGAGCACACGAUUAGGACGAGGUUCAAAAAACAAUGAGACUCCCUUGAGUCAAGCCAUGAUUGAGUUGCGCUCACAGGUUCAAUCUGAAUCCGAGGAUUCAUCGCCAACGGAGGAAGUGGAUCAUUUACCCGAGGAUUUUGAUUGGAAGUCCCUGCCGCGAUUUGUUAAAUUGAAUGCCUGGGAUCGAACCAAUCCAACUUGGAAAAUGUUGAGGAAGAAUCUGAGUCGAAACGACAAACACAGCGAGGCCGUGGUCUUGGAGAACCACCGCAUGAUCAAGGAUGCCAUGGCCGUAGGUAUACAUCCUUACAUGGUGGCCUUCAGUCGAGUUAAUCUGUUGCUGGAGUUGCCCUUUGAUACCAGCCAGUCGUAUGAAAUGUUUCAAGUCCCGUACAAGAACUUGCAGGAAUGGUCCGAGCUACAAACACCACCGGGAAUGAUGGCCGUCUUCAAAAAGUCCGCCAUUGAAGCGCACGCCCAAGCCCAAGUGGCCCAAGAGAGCUUACGGAGUCUACCCAUCUCUUUGAUCUUGGACAACUUGAGGAAUCCGGAUAAUAUGGGCACCAUUCUGCGGACGGCAGCUGGAAUCGGAUGUCGGGAAGUUCUUUUAACCCCGGGUUGCGUGAAUCCUUGGCAAGGCAAAGUGAUGCGGGCGGGUGCCGGGGCCCACUUCCACGUACCUAUCACUUCGAAAGUGCAUUGGGAACGGAUGCAUCAACUCAUUCCUCCUUACGCUCAAGUGGUCAUGGCGGAUUUGGAGAAGUUCAAACCCAGCCGUGAAUCGCAAUUGGACCCCAACGUCCUAUUGGGUCGCAUUCAGGAACUCAAUGACCGCUGCUCGGACUUUCAUGUGCCUCAUCGAGGCGAGAGCGCUUUGAGAGCGGGUGGCAUGGGUGAAACGUUUGACAAGCGAGACGUACGAAACGCCAAGACCUUACAAGGCAAGGAGCUCGAAGAGUUCUUGGAAGAAAAAGUGAAAGUGGAGUCGGAAAAAUUGGCCGGGGAGAGUAGGCGUGAGGCCUUUUACUUGGACUUCUCCUUCAAUGAACCCGAAAUCUUGGACGAGUUCCAAGCCUUGCCUUUGAUAACCAAAGAAUAUCACGAGUUCGAACGCUUCCACAAUGAUCAAGCCAUCGUGGUCGUGAUCGGUGGAGAAACGCAAGGCAUCAGUCCCCAAGCCAUUAAGUUCACCCAUCAAUAUCAAGGCGACCGUCUGUACAUCCCAUUAAGACGAAGUAUCGAGAGUCUCAACGUGGCCUCGGCGGCCAGUAUCUUACUCAUGGAAAUCCAAAAGAAGAUCAACUUGGCCAAUAAAGAAUAGAAAUUCAACUUGUAUUCCCGGGCCGGGUCAGAUAGUCCCGGGGUCAAUCCUUUAGGAACGUGACGAAGUAAAACACUCCAACCUCUCUCUCAACACGCCUGGCCACAAUGGAUUAGCCGUCAUUCACCUCGGAAUACCGUGUUUCCGCGACUUACCCGUGAUAUUUGACCAAAUCUGGCUCGGAUUCCAGUUUCAGUGAGGUUGCCGCCAAAUCAGGAAUUUUUCAUACAGCAUGACUAUAAAACUUCUCCAGCCCUAGGUUCUUGUUUCAAACAUUUAUUCUAUGCAAGCGGCUAAUGGUGUGACUUUGUGUAACUGCGAUUGAUAUGGUCUAUAAUAACAAUAUUUGCCAGGGC